AACUCGUUCUGGCUUGUUUCUAAAUAACGGCAUUGCGAAGAUGAACGACCGGACGCGCUGGCGGAGGACGGACAUUUCGCAGACAUUUGAGCCGGGCCUACAAGCGGGCCAAAUACGAGCGGCGACAAUAAGCCGGCCUAAGCAUUUAAGCGUCGACGAGCCUACAAACAACAAUUACCGAUCGGUCGGAUCAGACAGCAGCAACAAAAACAAGAGCUACUAUGGCGAAUUCCACUUCCACCUCCAACCCCAUCCCCAUCCCCAUCCCCAUCUUCACCUGCAUCUGCAUCUCCAACUCCAUCUGCAUCCGAAACUGAAACAGAAACUGCAAAUGCACGCUCUCCCAUCGGCGGCUCACCUGUGUGGGUAUUGGUAUAUGGGUAUAAGUAUGGACACGAGUGCAGCAGGAGGAUUGGAUCGGAUCGGGUCGGAGCGAAUCGCCUAUAUAAGGCCUAAAUAG
Drosophila biarmipes is the source of this 460-nucleotide messenger RNA. RefSeq lists its product as uncharacterized. NCBI's taxonomy places the organism in Eukaryota, Metazoa, Arthropoda, Insecta, Diptera, Drosophilidae. The transcript has 2 exons. The record is from RefSeq and is a predicted model, not a curated record. Bases 41 to 460 code for a protein of 139 amino acids.